This is a messenger RNA of Bufo bufo (common toad), 1035 nucleotides long. It is a transcript of the gene VSX1, whose product is annotated as visual system homeobox 1. The coding region runs from base 1 to 1035 and encodes 344 amino acids. Gene Ontology annotation, molecular function: transcription cis-regulatory region binding; DNA-binding transcription factor activity, RNA polymerase II-specific. The record is from RefSeq and is a predicted model, not a curated record. Gene Ontology annotation, biological process: regulation of DNA-templated transcription. Gene Ontology annotation, cellular component: nucleus. NCBI's taxonomy places the organism in Eukaryota, Metazoa, Chordata, Amphibia, Anura, Bufonidae. The transcript is spliced from 5 exons.
AUGACUGGGCGAGAUGACAUCUCAGAGGGCAAAUCAAAAGUGAAGAUCCUGGCCCCGAGUGCGGGAAAUGAGAAAUCGGGUCGUUUUCAUGGACCUGCAAUGAGAUCCAAAGGCUUUGCCAUCACUGACCUACUUGGUCUAGAAGCGGAACUACAGCCCCCAUCAGUCUCUCUUCCCAGCUGUGAAGGUCCAGGAGGAGGUCUUGGUGGGGUCUCCUUGGCUAAUGGUUCGCUGCCCCUUGGGUUGGGGUUUCUGUGUGGUUUUGCCUCUCAACAACCCACUGGGACUACUUGCCUUCUCCCAACUCACAUACCAUUUCUUCAGCCUAGAACAGAUCAUCAGUAUCUCCACAGCUCAGACAAGCACAAGGAAAAUAUCUCUGAUGAUGACAGUCUCCUUGGAGAUAAGAAUGAUUUAAAGGCAUCUGGCUCACAAACAAAAAGAAAGAAAAGAAGACACAGGACUGUAUUUACUGCUCAUCAGCUGGAGGAAUUAGAGAAAGCCUUCAAUGAAGCUCAUUAUCCUGAUGUGUAUGCCAGAGAAAUGUUGGCUCUCAAGACAGAAUUGCCUGAGGACAGAAUACAGGUCUGGUUCCAGAAUAGGAGGGCUAAGUGGAGAAAGCGUGAGAAGUGUUGGGGCAGGAGCAGUGUUAUGGCAGAAUAUGGGCUCUAUGGUGCCAUGGUGAGGCAUUCCAUCCCACUACCUGAGUCCAUCAUCAAUUCGGCAAAGAAUGGGCUAGUUGGUUCCUGUGCUCCUUGGCUACUGGGCAUGCACAAAAAGUCUGUAGACGUUACCAGGAAGACAGAUGUGGAUGAACAAGCAACAGAUAAUUACAGGGGGGAACACUAUAUCGAUAACCUGUUAUCCAGGCCAUCAGAGUCUCAUAGGAACACACAGGACAAAGACCACUGUAUGGACACUUCAGAAGAAAGAGCCAUUGACCUCUCAAGCACAGCAAAACAAGAGACACCAUGCAAUAUGAGGCAUGGAUCCAACAGAGACAGUCAAAAUGACACCACAGACAGUGAGCACUGA